Dermacentor silvarum is the source of this 12795-nucleotide messenger RNA. RefSeq lists its product as uncharacterized. Gene Ontology annotation, molecular function: protein binding. Bases 237 to 1943 code for a protein of 568 amino acids. Gene Ontology annotation, cellular component: plasma membrane. The transcript has 7 exons. NCBI's taxonomy places the organism in Eukaryota, Metazoa, Arthropoda, Arachnida, Ixodida, Ixodidae. The record is from RefSeq and is a predicted model, not a curated record.
UGUUGGCAACAUGACUAAUGUUUACGCUUUGAGGGUUGUGUGUGUUUUGUUGUAGUAGUGUAUAACGCUGUUAAGUUUAUUCCUACUUUAUUGCGUAGAAGAUUAAGAUCUUCACGUCGUUUUGCCGGAUGCCAGAAAGACAAGCGAAGGUUUCUAUACUAGGAAAAGUCGCUCGGAUUCAGUGUAAUCGUCCAUCCUAGCGUUUCUCCGAAUGCUGCCUUGAUGCGUUUAUAUAGAUGGAUAUCCUCCCUAGUUUUCGCGAAUUGUUUGCAGUUGUGGUUCUUUUUGGUGCAAUACGUGGGUCCUCUGAGUCAGAAGGUAAAGAGCUCGUAAUAACCGUCCCGUCUGGCAAGGUAGCGCGCCGAGUUGAUGAUGACCUGAACCUCACCUGCAAAGUCGCCUCUGAGGAAAAGUUCCAUAUAACAUGGGUUAUUCCCCAGGACAAGAUGCGCCAGGCGCAUCGAAUCAAGAUAGAGUCUGAACAUUUCAACGAAAAGACGGUGACCAUCUAUCACCUGGAGGAACCCGACACCGGGUGGUACACAUGCGUCGCUCGCCAUCACGAUUCCAAUGUUAACCGAGUGUUCAACAGAACGGUCUAUGUGUCCGUGUCAACUUACGCAUUAUCUGGCAGGCGGCCCUGCUACAACCAGUCCUUUGUGUGUGGCAAUGGUUACUGCAUUCCGAAACGAUAUGCCUGUGACGGCCACGUCGACUGCCAUGACAGUUCUGAUGAAGCACCCAAGCACUGCGGGACUGACCCCUGUGAGGACAAGGUGCUCUGUGAAGAUGGCCGCUGUCUGCCACGCUCGCUGUGCUGCGACCCUGCAACACAGCCAGACUGUCGAGUCACCUAUGUGCUUCCUUGCUGCAAAAAGUACCUGGCCAGCAUAGCCAACACUACAACAUCGCUGGUAGGCGUGCUACGCCCCCCACACCAACGGUUGGGUGCCAGCGUGGAAUACCUGCAGUCGUCAGUGUACACAGUUGUCAGUUGCGCGGUGGUCUUCAUCCUGGUUGCCACGGUCAUGGUGGCGGCCAUCUGCCGCAUACACAUGCGCCGUGCUGUCAUGGCGAGCCCCUUCCCUUUUGUCAGUGGCCACGCCGACCACCGUUGUCUUCCCUGGUGUCGGCCGCUACAUCACCCAGUCACCACGACAGGGAUGAGCUUCGGCGAAGGGGGUGCCGCAUCAUGCACGCACCUCGCGGGAGCCGACCUUCGGACGGUGACAUGCGCCCAUGGCAGCUACGUGGUCGCCACAUACAGCAGCAGUGGUACGCCGGGUGGCCGGCCCAAGCUGCACUUCCUACAGCAGCUUCCCAAGCCUCCCGAGUACUCGCCACUCGCCCAGGGCCCACCACCACCCUACCAGAGCACCGAGCAGCUCGCCACGGCUGGCAGCAAGGAGCACUCCACUGGAACACAGGCAGUGUCCACAGCCAACUCCUCGGGCGUUGCGACGCGCGGCUCAUCUGCCGCCCACCCGUGGCCGUGCCACUUGUGGCCGCGCGAUGAGUCGCCGCCACCACGCUUCUCCUCUCUGCAGGACUUGAGUGAGUGCGAAGCCCAGUGUCUGUUGCCGGCGUUUGAAGAAGCCGUGGCGUCCGACGACCGCUAUGAUGCAGAUGUUGCUGGUUUCCACACAGCGCCUUUCCGUGAUGACCCUGCAUUUGCCGGUGAACAGGUGGAGCCGUUGACGGGUUCCGCCCCUGACUGCGCUCUAGCCGCUGGCGGCAGGAGCAGCAGCAGGCUUCCGGAAACAUCCAACAGCCGCACCAUGGGUACACACUUGCAUGAUGCAUCACUUUCUCAUGCGCCAGCACUUGUCAGUAGAGCGGAAAAUUCAGAGGUUUCCGAUUGCCAGGCAACCACUUCUGGCAACACAGGUGGUGGUAACACAUGUCAAGAAUCUGUGAAUGUUGAUCGAAGGGCGUCUACUUGAUGUUGAGGUUUGCGAAAGGAAAAAUGAUGAUUGUGGCUAACUGUGAAACCAUGUUAGUGGUGGUACAGCAGCCUAUGUGAGCCUUUGUUUUUAGGUAUCAACUAUAGGAGCCUGUUUUCUUGGGUGGUCCUGCUUAGCUAGUUUUUAUCAAUGCCCAGAAAUUGCACGUUUCGUGCCUUGUGGCAGGCAGUUUGCCGUGAACAUCAGGCGAACUUGAAUGUUUAUGCGCGUAAGAGAUGCACCAACACUUGACGAUGCUUUAGUCUAUAACAAAGCAUGUGCUGACGCGGACCUUGUUGUACCAGAAACAUUGUGUUGCACUUAUAAAAGGCCUGUAAAGAAUGCUGGUUCUUAACUGCAAAUGAAUGCAGUCUCGGAGGUUUUAGAAAGCUAUUAGUGGCUUAAGUUCUGCAGAUAGACGCGAACUGCACAGGGUGAUGCUCAAUGCAGUGGACACAAAGUGUGACAUGUGGCUCUGUACAUCUCCGAUGCAUCUGUUGCAUUGAGGCUGUAUGCAAACAUUGCCUGAAGAUUGAGAUUGCAAAAUAUGUUCACUUUUAAGGCUAGAUAUGGUACCGCACCGUGGUGUGCUGUGCUUGUUUUAAAAUGUUUCUCGAGUUCCAUUGUUUAUUAUAAAUGCACUUUAAUUGCUGGUAAACUGAGAGUGGCAAAAAGUGGAAGCCAAAGUCUGCAACAGUUUCAUGCUGUAUAUUGAGCAAAAAAAAAAAAAAAAAGCCAAUAACAGUAUGGUUAUGUCCUAAGCCUGCAAAGCAGCAGGUAGGUUGCACCAAACUUGAUCCUGAGCAUUCUGAGUAAGCCAUAGCCACGUUAGGCCCUUGUACCUCUAGUUAUGUUCACUAGUUCAAUUUGCAAUUGGAUAACAUGAUGUUUUUGAAAUGUUAUGGGGGGCUGUUAGGCCCUUGUACCUCUAGUUAUGUUUGCUAGUUUAAUUUGCAAUUGAAUAACAUGAUGUUUUUGAAAUGUUAUGGGGGGCUGUUAGGCCCUUGUACCUCUAGUUAUGUUCGCUAGUUCAAUUUGCAAUUGGAUAACAUAUGCAUGAGUUGUGUGUAGUAUAGGGAUUCUUUGAAAUAUGGGGGGCUUUUUCUUUAGAAUAAUUACUGAUGCUUGAACUGAUAACUUUUAGUAUUUUAAUGGUAGAUACCUUUUCUUUGCGGUGUUGCCACAUGAAGGCUCUUUUUUUCAGUAUUGAAGCCUAUAGGUGGCAAGAAGCACGUGAAAAGUCAAACGCACCACUGAACGGUAGUUAUUCUCUAUUGUGACCUGAGCAGUCUACAGCAACGACUGCAUUUCCUUUCAACUCGCUCUUUUUUAUUUACGUUAAGGGUAACUCGUUAUAGUGUUUCUUUUAGCUGUGUUCACUGCAACUAUAUCAAGCUCUGUAUUACCUCUUUUCAUCCUGUAUUACUGUGCCAAUUUGGACAUUCCAAAUGUCUUUAAUCUAGAAUUCAGGUAAACGUUUUCUUAGCUGCUGUUUGUGAUUUGCAGUUGUGUAUGUGUGGUUUUCUCCAUGGACCCUUGUUUAGUUAUGUGACUUGCUGAUUCUUAUGCUAAGAAAUUCGUUUUUAUGGCCAGUUUUGAAGUAUGUGAAACAUAUUCUGCUUGUGUAAGAUAUUAAAUGUCACUUGAGAUGUGCAUUUAAGCAAGCCACUAAGCUCUCGGCAACUUUACAUGUUAACUGCUUAGCUCUUAAUACAACAAAAACAUUUCCUCACUUAAGCAACACAUUCAACGAAAGGGAAUGCUGUUGUGCUUGUUUUUUUAGAGCACACGAGGGCUAGUUGUGUCAUCUUUGUAAUACACUUGUUCUGAAGCAUGGAAGAGAUAGCGUGUGAAGGAAAUCUGAAUAGCUUGGCAGAGCUUGUAAGCUUGACCUUUUAGGGUUCAAGAUUGACCUGUGAGCAAGGCAAAAAAUAUGUUGGUUUUUAGCAUGGAAAACGCUCUAUAUAGCAGUGCCAAUGUCUUUAAGGUGCUGUUCUACAGGAUGUGUUAUAUGAUAAUGUAUCUGACAUCCUACUUUGUUAUGAUAUGCUCCACCAACUGGCAAAGUAAUACUUAAAUCCGCAGACUUGUUUACCUAACAAGAGUUCAAGACCAUGGUUAUGCACUGUGGGCGCAACGUUAAGUUGAAAAACUUGUUAGCAAUGAAUUUGUUUCUAGAUAGAUUUCUAGCCUGAUGUAAUAUGACCACUAUACCAGAACUGUUGACAAAAACAGAGAGCUGCUUUGAAAGCUUGGCAUUGGAGAUACUCUUGUAUUUUUGCGUGCUCUUUCCGAUAAUUGUGUUAGCAACUGGUUUUAAGCACUUAACAGAUGUUUCAAGGCCAGUUUAUUGGUAGCCUUUCGUGAGUAGCCCUAGUAAAAUAAGCUCAGAUGCCAGAAAUCUCGCUACAGCAGGGCCCCAAUAUCUUGCCUAUUACGAAGCGGAGGCUGUUUUCUGCUGCUAGGUGUAACGUAUUGUUUGCCUGUUCACAACGCAGUUGUGAGGGGAACUCUUUGUGACGUGUCUUCGUUCUCACAUUAAAGUGGGCUCGUUGUGCCGCGACAUAUCAGCUAGCGUACAAACUCGCAGGAAGUGGCUAGUGUUGGAGAAAGGCACAGAAUGGCUCUCUCUAGAUCACUUUCAAGAAUGUCGCUUACACUGUCCCUGUUGACUAGUCGAUGAGUGUGAACAUAAUGAAAGAAAUUAGCUAACAGGUGUAUUUCCCAUUAGCACUGCUAUCACACACACCACAGAGAGGUAUAUUGUUGGAAUAACUGCAGAAAUGCCGGGGCAAUAACGGGUGCCCCUGUUGGCAUUGAGGUAUUGCGCUGAAUGAGAAAAAACUUAAGUGAUUCUUGUAGUGAUGGAUUAAGAGUUAACAGCCUUAGCAAUCCUCGAGGGAAGAAAAGAUACGUGAGGCAAUGUCAAAGUGGUGUCGUCGACACACAAGGCAGAGGUGUUUGUGUAACACCCCACAGCCACCCCUGCACCUUCUCUUGCUCACACAUUUUUCACCGGAUAGCCUAAAAGCAGCAAUAUGUUUCUGCCGUGGGGGAAAGAAAUGCUUUGUGCCAAAAAUGCUGUGAGAGCGCUGCUUCUUUUUCUGUCCUCUGCCCGUCCAUUGCAUCUGAAAGUAUGUUUUGGGACACCGGCACAGAAUGCAUGCUUUGCUAUUGGGGCUCGAGUGCUGCACAUUGCAGAUUUUGGAUGAGGCUCUCCUCUUGGAGGUAUGUUAUCUUUUCUCAAAGCUUGGACCUUUUCCCAAGCUUUCCUAGUACAUGCCAACAUGCGUACAAAGCUUCUCUGAAAUAGUUCAGAAAGAAAGAGGCACUCAAAUUGUUAUUGUGAACAAACUGUGAGGUGUGGCCUUUGCAUAUUUCUGGUAAUGUGAUGUAUCUGAGUUGAGGCCAGCACUGCAAACUUGGGAAGUUUCACAGUUGUAAGGACAAGAUGGCUUGCUCAGGAGGACUGUGAUUACUCGUACAGCUUGUACUGUAUCUACAUGCACCACCAGACAUCCGCAUUAAUGUACAUGCCCGCUGAGUACAAGUACAGCAGCAUACUUCUGAUCAGUGCCUCACAGGCAGCAUUGGCAGUACUGUGUAGACAAGACCGUUUUACAAAACUGAACUCUAGAGGAGAGCCUUCUCGGGCUGUAGCCUCCCCACUUUUUCUGGUUGUGCUUCAAAACAAGUUCAAAGUGAACAACGGUUCAUAACCUUUGAGUGGUGGCAGCACACGGCUCAUGUGCUACCUCCUUCCUUCCCUUUAUGGAGGAAAAAAGAGGAAGAGCUACAUCGCACUGUUAUUUUUUAUGUCAGAGCGCAUGCAAAUAGAGCCACGGUUGUGUCCUUGUUUCCUGGUCAAAGCUGUACUAUCGCUGGUAACUUGCUGCUUCACACGAAAGGGGUGUAGCUUUUUGUGCGUGUGAGCAGAUGGCACGUUUGUCAUGCUGCUCGGUGCAUUUGUGUGUAAUAUUCAAGCAGGCAUAUCCCUUUGAACCAGCAUAUCAAGGAUCGCCUUCUGUGUGUGUGUGCAUGUGUGUGUCUAUGUUAUCACUGGCAAAAGCUCAGACUGAAUUCCUGCCAAACAGCUUGCUUUUACUGGGGCUUGUGCUUUUUUGCUCUGCUUGGGAACGGUCUGCGAAGUGCUUUCGUUUGAGCCCGGAGAGGAUCGUCGAGCAACACUGCAACACGCUUCCGAGACAGAGUUGUACCUGUCACUUGCUGUGGUGCGUUUGGAAGCACGUGUUGCAGCUAUAUGUUGCACUAUGUAAUGCACUUGCGGUACAUAAUCUGUCGUUUUCUUUUUUUUUUCCCUACAAGUUUAACUUGAAUUGAGUGUUGAUGCUAUGAGCAUGACUUGAGCUGCCAUAAUUCUGCCAGCAUUUGCGCUGAAUGUUAGACACAGAGGUUCCCCCCGCCAUUUGUGUAUUUGCUGCUAAAAAAAAUAAGCAGGGAGAGCUAGAAGGAUUUAAGCUCUUUAAAGGCACUCUGAUGGUAUUGACAGGUGAAGUGGCGUCAAAGCAAAAGUUAAUGUCGAGAGGCUUGCCUUGUUUUUCAACUCACAUUGUAUGAAAAUUCGGCUCUGGUGACACGAGCUGUUCCACAGUGUCUCCAAUAGUGGGAAGAUUUGCGAAAUUGUGAGAAUGAUGAAACAGGUGCACAUAGCACACAAGUGAGCCAAUGUGCUUCGCUACAGCUUUUGCAUUUUGGUUGUAAAUCUGCUUUAAUGAAUGUCUACCUCCAAAAUAUCCUCAUUGGUUCAUCUUGUAGGGCAGUGUUUUCUCCGAGCAUACCCGUGAGUGACAAGUCAUAAGCAACCAUGAUUGUGACAUUAUGGAGGUGCACUACUUGUGCAGCUUGCAUAAGGAACUAAAUUCUGUUUUGAUCAAUAGUAAUCGAGCAGCAUCCCCUGAUUGGCCACGAUUGAUCACUUCAAGUUUAUAUCUCUCUGUGAACCUCGGUCUUGCUUAAGUCCUCUUUUGGCUUUUUGCAAUUGGCCUGGUAUAUGUUGCUUUAUGGUCCCUCAAGGGAUUUUUGGAAAUUACAGUGAAUGGGCACUUUCAUUGUUAAAGCUUUUGCUGACUGCACAUUUUCACUUGUUCCAUUUACCAAUUUGUGUCCUUUCUCAGAGAGGAUGGCCAAAGCUGAGGCAUUUGUGCGUUGCAGGAAGCGUGGCAGGUGGUUGCUGUCUAGGAAGAAAGGUUAUUUGAACCUUAGUGACACUCAGCACUGUGGCAUUUUAGCAUAUUCUUACAGGUCAACUGGAAACCAGGUUUUCCAGGUGUCAGAAUUGAAGAUCAGUCAGAAAGUAUCCAGAACUAGCCAUAAGACAGCCAGCUUUAAGCUAGGAAUGCAAGAAGUAUGAGAAAGUCGGGAAAUGUUGUCUGGUUGGGUAGUAAAUCUAUGUAAAAAAAAAACAUGAAUGUUCUUUCCUUCGGUCCUUUCUUUUUCUUCUGGCAUGAAUAACAAAGUCAUGAUUGUCACGAGAAAAAACUUGUCGAUAUACAAGGUUGAUUUUCUCUGCCUAUGGCAGAUGGCAGUUUGUAGAUCAAUGAUAAUGGUUUAUUGUUUUUUGACUGACACCAAGUCACACCAAACCGCCAUGACAACUUCUGCCAAACGAAAGCAAAACAAUGCUUACUUUAACCCUUUGCGUGCUUUCGAUAUUCAUUCAGUGCUUCUGUGAUAAGCGGCACCAACUUCAGAUGUAACAAAAACAGUUGAACCUUGUUAUAACAAAUCGCAUCCGACUCAAAAAUAUAUUCGUUUUCUCUGAUGUUUGUUAUGUGCAUAUACUUGUUAAGCUAUGAAUAUUCAUCUGCAAGAGAAAUUUAGGUCAACUUUGUUACAUCAGGUAAUUUGUUAUAUCCGUGUUCACUAUAUUGAGGUUAGACUAAUAACCAUCAUGGAUAUCAUGAAUUAUUGGAUAUAACUAUGUAAAUCUAAAAUGCCCUUCGAUACCAGCAUGUAGUGAAUGUAUGCUUAUAACGAAUAUCGGAUAUAACGAAGGCAUUUUCAUGUCGGACACGAAUUUGUUAUAGUGAGUAGUAGUGCAGCCAGGAAUUGUCUAAGCAGAACACCCACAAAAGUACUCGUUAUCUCAUCACGUAUCCAAAGCUGGCAAUUGUGCUCCAAGAACUAUGACCCAGUUCACCUGAAUUGCAUCUCUGUUCAUAUUACACUGCAGCGUUGCUUCUUCUUAGUGCCUUGCUGCUGUUGCAAGCACUUUUCUUUCUUCUUCUUCUUGCAAAUAGCGCAGCCUCCAAGCCUAGCAUUUGAGCACAGAUCCUUGUGACGCGGGCUGCCACACAAUUAUGCAAUGUACAUGCACCCACAUGAUGUACUUUUUCUCAAUUGCCAAUAUUGUAUUUUCACUAUAGUGUUGUUGUUCUGGCUGUGCCCAGGGUCAUUUGUGUGAAGGUGUGGUGACUUGUAGUUGUGCUCGUGCCAGACGUUUCUGAGGCCCCCCUUCAGUGCCAAAGUGUUUUACCCUCGUUCUAGCUGUUCUUGGAGUUGCACAGUAGCUCUUACUCACUGUAGGUUAGCAUAGUGUUGCUCUUGGCAUUUGCCACUCAAGCAUGCUGCUUGCUGCCGAGUUUUCUAACGAGGCAACAGCACUGGCUGUUCAUCGCAAAGGUUGUUGCUCUUUGAAUAUAAAAUCGAGGACACCUGAAGAUCAUAAGCUAUUCGUAGCCGCACCCACAGUGGAUCUAAUGAAAUUCUUGUUCCUAUUUAAUUUCCUUUCUGAGCCUGCAUUGUCACUGCCAGUCUCAUUUAAUGAGCUAGUUCCCAAUGAAAACACAAUGUUUAAUCAUUAAAGUGAACACUGUAGUGUCAUUCGCUGACUGGCACUGCAGUUGUGAUGAAUUAGGAAAUAAUAGUUCAGAUGAAAUGUGCUUUGUCACAGUGAGCAGUGAAAUGCAAUACCAUUUGUACAUUUAUUAAAUAUGUAGUGCAUGUUAAUAGUUUUCAUGUAUAUAUAUGUGAACCGAAGACUGAAAGAAAGGUAUGGAAGCGCUUGAUGUUUCCAUCUCCCAAUAAGCAUUCACAAGGUAUUAUGGCAGUCAUGCACAUAUAGAGCCAAAGGAACAAAAGUGCAAACUUGUACGACUGAGUUCACAGUCAGUAAAGAAUUGUAUAUUGACAGUGUUGUACUUUUAGCGGUAAGAAAGCAGUGGCAAGAAUAUCAUUUUUCUCUGUGGGUGCGGAAUGUUUAGCAUUCAGUUCAUGAUCGCGUUAGAGUAUUUCAUUUGUAUCUGUAAGCCGUUAGCCACACUAAAAUGCCCUUGCAGCUUAGUGUGUUGCAAUUGCAGUGACUUUAAGUGUGGAAGGCUCAGUUUUACCACCGGUACACAGUGUCCUUGACUGUAUUGGCUGCUUGAUCUAGGAUGCUCCAGAGUUAUUUUUCAUCUUGCCCUUUGCACUGGGGCAGUUCACAGCGAAGAGUUUAUAGUUCCUUCUAGUGCCUCAGAGCCAAGCACCAACCGGUGCAGCCACUUUGCAGCGAUCGAGCCAUCCUGAUGUCCAAGUGCUCAAAACUGUCAUCAAUUGUUGUCCUCCCCACCAUUUGUUUGUGCAGUGUCCUAGUGCAGUCGUCAUGUCACCUGAAGAACUGUUUCUCCAUUGUUAAAUUAUCUUUACUCACUGAAUGUACUGGUCUUCUGGAUGGCCUAGUUAGUGUUGGCCAGCAUUUAUAUGCUAAUUAAGCAUGGUCAAAAGUUUAUUUUCUAUUAUAACACCCAUGCCAAGGCAGAGCUGGAGCAUUUGAAUUGGUGCCUGGAAGCAGCAUACACUUUCUAGACACCUACCUCAAAAGGCUAAUCCUUAAUGAAAUGGUGUCUGGAAGCAGGCCGUAUAGUACUGUGCAGGCCGAGAGCAGAGGAGUAGCUCUCUUUCAGAGGCAUGUCGCUAGGUGUUGCCAAUUAACAGUGAAUCUGGGUAUUAUCGGCAAAUGUCCUUCCGAUGUUGCUUUUUCCUGAAGCCCUUGCCAAUCAGGUCAUGACCUAUGAUGCUUCCUUUGCAAGCACCAAUAUGUGUGUUCUUCAGGAGUGGUUAUGACGGCUGCAUUGCCCAACUUGUUUGUAUGUCAACCACUUGUUACUCCUGUCAACACCCACUGUCGUCUGGAACUUCUCUGUAAGCUUCCAGACAUGGCAUUACGCCAUGGUUCCUUUUGAGUGACCUGAACUUUUCUUUUUUUCAAGCAAUGCAGCGUUUUCUGCUGACCGCUCAUUUCGCAUUGUUUGGCAAUGUAUAAACUCGGGGCCUGCAAUCUGCCCUAACGUACACAACAUAAGCAUCACAGAGCUUCUCGCUGUUUCCUAUACAAGUAACUUUGGUAAACCGUGUGACAUGACACCUGUUAGACCUGCUGCCGCGAGCACUGCUCACCGUCUGCUGUGCAUGCGAGUGUGAAUGUUGUGAUUUGUGCCUGCUUGGGCAAUUUGUCACACAAUAUUUUCUUGUUCUUUGUGCCCUUCAGGCAUACUUCUAGAAGAAAUAUUAUGAAGGCUUUCACACUCUUUUUCUUGCAUAGUUGUAGGUGUACUUUCUGUGGCAAGAGCGCUCAGUCGCAUGAAUGCUCAUGGUACGGACUUUUGUAGCAACAUCUUGCGGCUAGCGAUGCACAUCCCAGCUGUCUGCAGUCGGUGACAACCUAAGAAUAAAAUGGCUAAAUACCCCAUUGUUCAACUCGAAAGGAAUUUGUAUAAACAUGCCAGCCAAUUACUACCGCUCAUUUCUGUGACAUCAUGCCAGAGACGAACUUCAUUCAUUGGCGUCUCCUGGUGACUAUGUUUGGCAGAGCGGAGGCAUACAGCAGAGGUGCGGUGUUUUCCUAGGCGGAGCUUCUACUGGUUUCUUGGGUUGUCACCAAGUAUAGAUUUGUGCAUAAUACCUGCCGUAGCGGCUCUCACUUGUUGCUCUGUACGGUAAAAUAGGGAAAGGAUCGCCGUUUGCGCUGUUGCAACACACGGAGCAAUUUAUAUUCAAAAUUUUGUGGGAACUGCAAGGUGGUGUCCUGCCUUGCAAAAAAGCUGGCUUGCAAAACUUUGCUGGUGCGAUUCGUUUUUGAAAGUGUUAUGCCUCACGCAAUCUUUUAUAUGUAAUUUUAUUAAGUAAAUGGCAAAACAAAACAGCAACGUUCUUCUGCCAUAACGAUCAGAGUUUUCACACUGUCGUAACAAUCACUAUGUGACGACAUUGGUUACAUUGUCAACAAAUAGCGUCCAGAAAGUUUUGCUAGUGAGCACGUCCACAAGGAAAGACACAUACCUUGCCUGUACUACGACCUGCGGCGACACUGGUGGAAUUUUGAAUGCGUCAAAGCUAUGUACUUCAAGCUCAGUAACCCCUGCCGGUCGAGAAAUUACGCGUUCGCUGGCAAAAUCAAAGUAUUUAUGCGCACCACUUUGCUGCGUCUACACAAUAUAGCCAGGUGUGCGUUUGGCCCCUUCAGUCACGUGGUUUCCUUGUGGUAAAUGUGCGCCUUUGUGAACUGCGUGCAUCCAGUGAAUCAACUUCACCUCUUUGCUCAUGUGCUGUACAGUGAAGUUUUAAUGUGCUUUUGGGCUGGCUGUGUAUCUUAUUGAUUGUGUGCAAGACAGUUGUUGAGGCCUUUUCUUUUAGAAUUAAUAUUAUUCUUCUGAUAAACGUGCAAUGGAAACACUAGAUUAGUGCAAAUAAGUGUCCUACGCGAAUACUGCGCUUAUAGUAGUAUAGAAUGAUGACAUGGAUGUCCCACUGGAGCAACUUCCACACCUUCUAAGGUGCAUCUGCAAAUGGGAGCUAGAUUUAAAAAUUAAGGCAGCCAUAUCACUCUGCCAAUGGUACUUCGACAUAGCGGCCGUACAGUGACAUUAGUGGCAUGGCACAACACACCACCGGCCGCUUAGAACAGUACGCACAACUGUUUGCGAACAGUAAUGCGCAUUCAUGUUAAAUUUAGUUCUUUGUGUGCUCUCCUGGCUGUGCAAGUCAUCCAGACAUACCGUUGAAAAGGUAUGCUGUACCUGUCAUGAGCCUGUUGCUCUUCGUUCUUGUCACUUUCGUCAGCGAACUGCAUUAGUGUUUCAAAGCAGCUGUUAAUCAAAUGUGAAUACUUAAGUGCAAUUGGUGAACUUCGCUGCAACAUAUCCACGUACGGUGCACGCGCUGUACUCUCACCUGAGGCCCUUUUCUUUUUGUCUUGGAUAUCGUAUGCGUGUUGUGCAUUAUCAUUAAUCUGCUGUGGUAUACUUUCAGCGUCUGCUGUGGUGUGCUUUCAGCGGAUUUUCACCCAGAAGGAUUCGUGGAGCCUCGCACAUGACGUGAUUGUUGCAUCACGUAGUCUAAAAUACUUACGGAAAAUUUGAGGGUAGAGCCAUCCUGAGUGAAAAGGUACCUAAGUAUUUCGAAUCAGAUUGCACGAGAGAAUGGUGCGGUGACGUAGGCGUCGCAAGGCAGUUCGCGUCGUUUGCCAUUUGGGUAAACGAGACUUUGCUCCCGCAGAUUGGUGCGCAUUCGGCGACAAGGUGGCGCUACUAUUGCUUGGUUCAGCGUAACCGUUCUGGGUGUAAAAGCGUAUUUGCCUUUCUUUCUGGGCGGUGCCGUCCUAAGCGAGAAGUGUGUUCCAGAGCUUUUAGCUCCGAUCGGCGCGAGGCAAAAGACCAGCGUCGUCGGCUGGUCGAGGACUCCAUCCAUUCCUGUUGUGUUGUCUCGUGUCCGUACACAUUGUUUGUUUCUGUCUAUGCGUCUCGCGCGCCUUGGUGGGCUCGAUCGCUGCUGAGCCUCGCAUACAUUAUAUAUACAUGGAACAUCUGCUGCAACGACAACUAAUAAACUAUAUAUAUCUAUAUCGAUGCUGAAA